Messenger RNA from Vavraia culicis subsp. floridensis, 1503 nucleotides. RefSeq lists its product as uncharacterized. Gene Ontology annotation, molecular function: protein disulfide isomerase activity. Gene Ontology annotation, cellular component: endoplasmic reticulum. The transcript has a single exon. The record is from RefSeq and is a predicted model, not a curated record. NCBI's taxonomy places the organism in Eukaryota, Fungi, Microsporidia, Pleistophoridae. The coding region runs from base 1 to 1476 and encodes 491 amino acids.
AUGCUGAUUUUGCUACCUAUGAUCUUAGCUGCAGAAAAGAAGGCCUGUGAACUGCCUUCCAGUGGCUCGCUGUACCUUACAAAAUUUUUCAAGGAAAACUGCAUCCACUGCCAGAAUAUAAGCCCGCAUAUGAACGAAUUAGAGGAUACGAUGCUGCGCCACAAUGUCGGUGUUAAAUUCAAGCAGAUCAGCUGUGAUGAAUGCGACUGUGACGCAUUGGACAUCGUUGCCGUGCCUACACUCAUACUGAGCAAGGGCAAGGAGGAAAUUUCGAGGCUUAGGGGCUACUCUGAUUAUGGCGGCCUUGUGAAGUUCAUCGGUGACAACCUGGAUCUUGACAUGAAGAUAUUUAGCAGGGCUAGUCCAGAGGACGGCAAGGUCAUUGUUCUUUACGAACGCGAUUUCUACUCUGGGUUCGAAGGUCCAUGGCUUAUCCUAUUUUAUUCAAAGCGGAAAGAUCCUAUGAGAGAUACGAUCGUAGAUAUUGCAAGCAAAUUUAGCGGUCAACUGAAGGUUGGUGAAAUAAGCGAAAACAACGCUGCAAACCUCACCCAUAGAUUCAAUAUCCAAACGUUCCCGGCUGUCAUAGCCAUAUAUAACGGCAUUCUUGCCGGCUACAGCGGAAAGCAGACACCCACAAGCGUGUUAGAAUUCGUUGAGCGGCUCAUGGCUCCAAGUUUCAAGGAAAUAAACCUGGAGGAAUUCGAACAGCUCGCAUCCAAGGACGCGAAGUCUCCGAAGUUUAUCGUGUUGUACACCAACCUUGGGCUGGCAAACAGUUUCUAUAGGAAGGCUGCACACGAGUACAAGUUGCGGGCACAGAUAUUUAAGAGCAAGGAUACGGCUCUCUUCCAAAGAGCAUCAAUAUAUCCGAAGAAAUCGGACGAGGAGGAUGCUAAGGAUGAAGAUCGCGUUAUCCUCACCGUGUUCAAGGAUAAUGUGUUCCACCGAUGUCCGAUACCGCUAAGCAACCCGCAGGGAAUCGCUGAAUGGCUGUUCAACUCGCAUUUCCCGAAUGUAACGAGAAUAACGAACGACAAUUUCUACACGAUUUUCCAUGGCAUCAAGCCAGCAGUGCUUCUCCUGACACAGAGUGACGAGUUCGUGGAUCUUUUUGAGGAUGCCGCCAAACGCAUCAACACCGGAUUGCCAUUCAACGACCAAGUUAUGGGAGUUCUGGAUGUCAGUGAGUUUUCAAUGUUCCUGCCUGCGUUGCUGCCCGGUCUUAAGUCGCCUGUUAUGGUCAUUUUUGAUCCGCAGCGGCAAUUAUUCUUCACCCGACGAGUGCGGUUCAACUCGGUCGAUUUCUACAGCGAUCUUCUGACAUUGAUCAAUAUGUACUUCGAAGGCAAGCUUAAGCCUUAUCCAUACCGUUCCAGCUGGAAAAAAUACAUGUUUGGUGCUUUCGUGCUUGUUAUAUUGGGAUUGUUGGUUUCGAUUGUAUCGAAAAGAAAAAAUAUUUUGAAACGAGAGUAAAUUGAUUAAAGUGAUCCUUGGUAGAAA